GAUAGCCUCAGAUUCAAACAAUCAAUCUCACCCUUCAUCUCGUCAGCAACAAUCAAGCGUUCAGAACCGGGCACACACCAAACCACCUAAGAUCUCGAUAGCGCACGUGCAACCUUGCUUUUUGGGUCAGUCAUCAUCAGCCAACGUGUACAAGUCAUUCGACCAUCCAACAUCCAAGAAAUGUGUACGUCAAAGUAUAUCAAAUACACAUGCGGCUGUAAGAAGGAGAUGGAGUUCAUCCAGUGCCCGGAGCGCCAGGGAUCCAACGUUAAAUGCCAUCCAGUUAACAAGACCUGGGGCAAAGAUUCGACCCACUACUGUUCAAGGCACAUGGUCAAGCCAGACGCACCAGUGAAAUACACGGACCAAAAUGGAGAGGAGGUUGUGGAAUAGUGAAGCAUGGUUUAUGAACUUUGGGGCUGCAUUGAAACGAUGAAUUGGGGGGGAAGUUUGGGAAUUUGACCGCUUUCUGGGUGCUUUCUACCUGGGCACUUUGUAGACAGCCUAGCCGCAAUACAUUGGCGAACUGUUCCCACUUCCUUGUCAUUCUCUCUUGUUGAAGUAGCCUCCUCUGCGAGCAGCCUCCGGUAGCUCGGUUGGCCGGUUGUUACCUUCGCCACUCGAUCUCCAGAGGAGCUGUGCCUGUUCACACCAUCGAAAAUGUUCCAAAAAGCCAUCUUGCGCAUAUACCUUGUCGCGAGCCUCGAACGCCCAUUUCUCGCCUCUGGAGCCGAUGAUGUCCUUUUCGAGUGCGAGUUGACAUCCGGCACACGACAGUCCGUGUUCGACUUUGCCGGUUCGUCCAUCAUAAUAAGGAAGUGCGCACGACCCCAUAAAGUUGAAUUUUUGAUUUCUUCCUGAGUUCACUGGCAGUGCCUGCGCUGGUUCAUGUGGUUGCUGGCCGGAAACCAACAUGGCAUGAUGAACAGCAACGAUCGUAAUACGGGAUUUGUGUACGGAUUCCUUCAUCGAAUAUAUUCCAGGCAAAGUCUUGAAUGACCCCAGUUGGUCCAAUUCGGCCUUCGCCAAGUGGAAUCGCUUCCGGACAGCGGCAAGAGUUUGCACUUGGGUUUCCGGAGCGUCUUGGAGGCACUCAAAACAGCAUCGAUUCCAGGUUAAGAGGGACAUAAACCCGCCGAAUUCGCCGCAAAAAGUACAAGCCUUGGUGCAUAGUACGUCGUAAAAGUCGAUUAGAGAAACGCCGUUAGCGAGUCGUGUUCGUAAUAACGCGCAGAGAAGGUUCAGUCCAUGCGAUACUACCAUCCGAUAUUGCUUUAGAGAGUCUGCCGUCUGUCUCGACCUGAGAUUUGUUUGUCGAAAGUUGAGUAGAGUAUACAUGUCCAGACGUAACAACACAUCGUGCAAGAGCUCGAGGGGUAGCCGAUCGAGGGAGCCGAGUCCCGUAUAAGAAGUCCGUCGGAAAGGGGCGCCUAUCGAUAGACAAAUACCGACGUGUUCGCGAGGCGAGAACCAUAUCACAGAGCGACAGUAAUCUUUGCGAUGGUAGGCGGAGGCUCGAACAAUGGCAUCGAUCUGCUCGUCGCAGAAACGGUAUUCGGUGGCGGAGCGAUAUCCGCGAGGCAUAAUAUCAGCCAUUUUCGACGUUUGUCGGUACGCUUGAGUGAAAGGCGCACGGGCAUGAGAUGUCGCUGGUGACUGAUGACCUCGAUAACGGGGCGCUCGGUCGCGUUUGUGCAGCCUGCCAUGGGAUGUCUGCACGUAUUCGUCGAAUUCGGUCAGUAAUGACAGUGGCUCCUCAGAGCUUGGAUAUCGAAUGCCACGCUCUCGAUGGACGGCGGUGCGUUUGGCUUGUUGCUGGAGUAGUUAUCAAUGCACCUUUAUUUUCCCCU
Molecule: messenger RNA, 1850 nt
Organism: Verticillium dahliae VdLs.17
Lineage: Eukaryota; Fungi; Ascomycota; Sordariomycetes; Glomerellales; Plectosphaerellaceae
Exons: 2
Coding region: 229-393 (54 amino acids)
Source: RefSeq, a predicted model, not a curated record